Molecule: messenger RNA, 984 nt
Organism: Closterium sp. Naga37s-1
Lineage: Eukaryota; Viridiplantae; Streptophyta; Zygnematophyceae; Desmidiales; Closteriaceae
Source: the annotation of a GenBank genome assembly
AUGACGGGCGGGGCAGAAGCGACGGGUGGGACGGGAGGAAUGGGAGGCGGGGACGGAUGGGACGACUGGAACGGGAGUGACGGGAGAGGCGGGGAGGCCGACCACGCGACGACGGCGAAGGAAGGAGCGGGGACGACGGGAGGGACGAGACCAACAGGCGUCGCGGGAGCGACGGGAAAGACGGGAGCGACGGGAGCUCCCGUCGCCCUCCCUCUCCGUUCGCCCUUCAACUCUCCGUUCGCCCUUACCCUCUCCGUUCGCCCCUCCCCUCUCCAUUCUCCCUUCCCCUCUCCGUUCGCCCUUCCUCUCUCCGUCGCGCUUCCCCUCUCCGUUCGCCCUUCCCCUCUCCGUUCGCCCUUCCCUCUCCGUUCGCCCCUCCCCUCUCCGUUCGCCCCUCCCCUCUCCGUUCUCCCUUCCCCCUCUCCGUUCGCCCCUCCCCUCUCCGUUCGCCCUUCCCCUCUCGGUUCGCCCUUCCCCUCUCCGUCCCGCUUCCCCUCUCCGUUCGCCCUUCCCCUCUCCGUUCGCCCUUCCCUCUCCGUUCGCCCCUCCCCUCUCCGUUCGCCCCUCCCUUCUCCGUUCUCCCUUCCCCUCUCCGUUCGCCCCUCCCCUCUCCGUUCGCCCUUCCCCUCUCCGUUCGCCCUUCCCCUCUCCGUUCGCCCUUCCUCUCUCCGUCGCGCUUCCCCUCUCCGUUCGCCCUUCCCCUCUCCGUUCGCCCUUCCCCUCUCCGUUCGCCCUUCCCUCUCCGUUCGCCAGUCCCCUCUCCGUCGCGCUUCCCCUCUCCGUUCGCCCUUCCCCUCUCCGUUCGCCCUUCCUCUCUCCGUUCGCCCUUCCUCUCUCUGUGGCGCUUCCUCUCCCGUCGCCCCUCUUCUCUCCCGUCGCCCCUCUUCUCUCCCGUCGCCCCUCUUCUCUCCCGUCAACCUUCCUCUCUCUCCUUACUACGUCGCUCUCGCUGUUCUCGCUCGAAGUACUACCGUGCCUGAUUAA